Aspergillus pseudotamarii is the source of this 1422-nucleotide messenger RNA. RefSeq lists its product as uncharacterized. The coding region runs from base 1 to 1422 and encodes 473 amino acids. The record is from RefSeq and is a predicted model, not a curated record. Lineage: Eukaryota; Fungi; Ascomycota; Eurotiomycetes; Eurotiales; Aspergillaceae. The transcript has 2 exons.
AUGUCCCGACGCCUGGGAAGACCAGCAAAGAAGAGAGACAAUGCACAAGACGAUUCCCUUGAUCGUGGAAUCUCAGAUCACUCUCGUCAUCAGACCAAUCGAAGAGUUCGGAGUCCAAGGAAAAGGAAGGUAAAGCGAGACUCAGGGCAGAGAAGUGGGCAGGAAAUAAAAAAUCCCCAGGAUGACGAGGAGGUGAUCCUGGACGAGUUCGCCUUCGACGACUCCAUUGUAGAUGAUAUUUCCACCGAGGAUACACGCUUACCAACCCCACCAUUCCUAGAUACAGACAAAUUAUCACUUUAUGAGGGCUCGGAUACCAUAGACCUGUCCGACAACUGGCUACAGGAGUUUAUAUCUGGACAGUCGGCCGACCUGACGCAAGACCGCAACUUUCUCGGUGCCCUUGGGCUUAGUAGCGCUGACAGCGGUCUCGCAGCGAUUCCAUCCAGCACAAAAGAUUUCGCCGGCUCUGCCAAGACCAUUGAUGUGGCUGCGUCUGAGCUGCAAGACCAGGUGCCAUUGGUCGCGUAUUAUCCACCAACAAGUGGAUUUUCAGCCUAUGGUGAGCCAACGACUGAAGGUGCGCAGGCCAUGAGUGAUAUAGAGUCCCCUUAUACGGGGUUUAUCAAAAGGGAUUUGUCAGUUUGGCCACAGACUGUACCGCCUUCGAUGGAGAAUGAUUAUCUUAGAUUAUCCGGCACGGGUGAACACCUAAACCCAGUAAUUACAACAAAGGGACAACGACACACCCACGAAUAUAGUCACUCAUUGGAAGGCCUAGGGCUGCCCACGACUCUUUCGACCCGCGAGUAUCAGUGUCAGUGCCAUGAUCACAUUGCCCGAGAUCUGAUGCUGCUCAAUAUAAGUGCUUCCCGCACAUGGCCAACUGUCACCAUAGACUCGAUCUUGAAAUGCCAGCAGAUCUUACAGCAAUUGACCGAUACUAUCCUUGAAUGUGCCAUUUGCUGCAAAACACGGGUAAACUUGCUCAUGAUAGUCGUUGUUAGUAUUGACAGCCUAGUAACUGCGCUUGAAACAAUCACGUCUGUUGACAGUGGUGUUUGGGAUGGCGUGUUUGUCGAGUAUCAUGACACUCGUCUUCGGGAAUAUGGCCAAGAGAUUUCAAACGGGGCUGUCAAUCGUCGAUGCAAAAACGCAAACUUCCACUUCAAGGCACAGGUGGAGGAAUGCCCAUUGCUAGUGGGUGGGUUCUCGGUCCCAUCAGAAGAGAAAUUUGCUUUUGUGAAGCAAGUUUUGCACGCCCGACUUUGCGGGUUGUCAAGGACCAUCGGUCGGAUACAGCGCUGUACCGAGGAAAUAUUGGCACUUCCGUCAUCAUUGGGAAGAUUAAGCAUGAUUACAGAGACGAAUCGAAGGGUUCAGUUGGUCAUGACGAAAAUGAAAUCACCGGCGAGACGUUGA